AUGUUCAGUGCUGCAAACCGUAGCAGCAAGACUACUUGCAGAUUUUUCAGCCUGAAAAUUAAUUCAUUCAGAAAGAUGGAAAGAGACGAGUUAAGGAAGCAGCCGUGGCACAAACUUUUAACCCUUCCAGAAAUGUAUUUUAGGAGAAAUGUUAAGUACUUACUCCUGUAUGAUCUCCCCUCCAAGAGGCUCUCGCACAGUCAUCUUUAUUUGAACACAGGACUUCUCAAAAUUCCUGUGAGGCAAGAAAUAAUAUUUCUUUGCUGCUCUCUAUUGAACAGCAGCCCUUCCCUCUUAACUGUUUGUCUAAUUAGAAGAAUAUUUAUGAUACUCUGUUACAUUUGGAAAGUCACCACUGUAGCCAUAUGA
This is a messenger RNA of Podarcis lilfordi (Lilford's wall lizard), 369 nucleotides long. The record is from the annotation of a GenBank genome assembly. NCBI's taxonomy places the organism in Eukaryota, Metazoa, Chordata, Lepidosauria, Squamata, Lacertidae.